Messenger RNA from Lytechinus variegatus (green sea urchin), 2053 nucleotides. RefSeq lists its product as uncharacterized. Lineage: Eukaryota; Metazoa; Echinodermata; Echinoidea; Temnopleuroida; Toxopneustidae. The record is from RefSeq and is a predicted model, not a curated record. Bases 1 to 471 code for a protein of 156 amino acids. The transcript is spliced from 3 exons.
AUGACCCUCUAUAUCCCACCUCUAAUCAUAAGUUGUUUUUUUUCUCCAGAUUCAUCCGAUUCUGACCUAGAUUUCAAGCGAAAGAAGUGUCUCAGGCUGCCUGAUGAUGAAUCUGAUUCAGACAUUGGCAUGGAAAAGAAAAAGAAGCGUCUGAUGCAGUCAAAGAAAAAGAAGCGUCCGAUAGUGUCAGAUAGUGAUUGUGAUUCAGACAUUGAUUUGGAUGAAGAAAGAAAGAAAAAAAAGAAACAUCUGAUGCGGUCAGAUGAUGGUACUAAGCAAAAACGGCGAUGGUCACAAAAGGAGUUGGAGGUAUUUAGUAAGAACGUUGCAGUUUACAUUGAAAGAAAGGUCAUGGCUCCAAGGAUUGUUCUUGACAGGGUUGUUGAGCAACUGGCUCAUUCAAGGACUGUUGCUCAAAUAAGAUCAAGAGCAAACAAUAUGAUAAAGGAGAAACAAGUAUUUAUACUGUAGCUAGUCCAGUUUUGUUCAACACUACAAAACAAAACCCAGGUUGUUAGAGUGUUCUGGUCAAAAUACUAAGAAAAAUUUAAUUAAAUAAUUUUAAAGAGAUCAUUUAUUAUUUUAACUGAUAUCCAUAAGAACUUGUUUUUUCGCAAAUUUUCUCUAUUUUCGGCAAAAUUUUAGACAACUUUAGAAAAUUUUGGAAAAUGUGGGCCUUAAAAACGGGAAUUUGGCCAAAAGUAUACCCUUAAGAACUGAAUUUUUUUCAAAAUUAUCAAAAAGUAUAACCUUAGGAGCGAUUGGGAAGAUCUGGGAAGGACAAAAAAGACACCCAUUCGCGCCGAACAUACAUAUACCACCCAAUAUGUUGAGUACUUUGUGACCACAAGGGUAUAAUUAUUAUUGUAUGGUAUCAUAUUUUAUUACCACAUUUUUUUUUGACUAGAAGUUGUUUAGUCUAUAUACGACACCAUUUCAGGUUUUAAGCAGGUUUCACUGACAAAGUGUGUAAAAAAUCACAGCAGAGUAAUUAUAGCCAUGCUAUACAUCAAAAGUACGUUUUCUAGGGUAAAAAUGGAUGUAGAUUGUGAAUUUUUAGUCCAAAACCUUGUUUAUACAGCAUUUAGCCACAAAUCGUGGAUUUAUGGCCAAUUUUGCCCGAAAACGGCACUUUUUCAGUGACAAAAAAAUUUACUUCCUAUCUUUAAAUACCUGUAGGCUCAACAAUAUGCAUACAUAUGGCCAUUUUUAAUGUUUCUGUAUCAGCCCAGUAAACAGUCUGAUGGAUUCUUUUAUUUGUUUUGAAAUUGGUUUCAUACUUUUUGUGCAACAGCCAUUCAAAAAUGAUGCAUCCUGUGACAAUUGACUUUCAAAAUUUAGCAGUUUCGGACAAAAAAAUUGAUUUGAAAAAUCAUAUCUCUUCAGUCCAAGGGGCUACAUUAAUAAUUUACAUACCAAAAUAUGCAGAAUUUAAUAAGCUUUAAUUUGGUGCCUAAUUUAAUGUAUUUCUGGGAGGAGAAUGAUAUAAAAAAAUGAUAAAAAGUUAUUCCCACUCCCUAAUUUUUUAAUUUGUGUAAAAAAUAAAGAAAUUUACAAAACGGGCAAGUAUGCCAAAGUAUAGGACCUAUAGGCUUGAAAAUUUAAUCAGUUAUGCCCAUUAUAAGUCUCUACUUGGGCAUAGGAUAAAUUGUUUAAUAUUUCAACUAUUUCUUUCUAUUUAUAUUUUUUUAAAGAUUUUUGUCAUCCAAAAUUUAGACAAAAAUUUGCCAUUUUGAGGGCUCAUUAAAAAAAAUUACAAGGCCAAUAUGGUUGAAAAGUUAAUGAGUAAUUCCCAGAAAAUAUUACUACAAGGUAAAAUUCACAAAAUUGGCAAAAUGCUCAUAUUUCUUUUGAAUUAUUUUUUUUUACAAAGUUAGUGACAAUCCUCAGAAGGUAUUGUGCAAUCAUAAGCCAGUAUUGCGCAAUCGUUCAACCAAAAUGCUGUUUAGACACAUACUAGCUGUCAAUUUUGCAAAAGAACAUAAUUUAUAAUCUCAAAAAAGCAAUUAGGUUGAUUUUGAAGAGCCCUUACAAGCAAAAAAGACUGAUAUGU